GUAUGCCUCAUUGGAAUGCUUUGAAAUGGCAUUUGAGAUACUUGAAAUUUUCUGCUAAUCAUGGUUUGAUUUUUACUAAGUGUACUGAAGGUGUGAAACUGAGUGGUUAUGUUGACUCUAACUAUGCUAAUGAUAAAGACAAUAGGAAAUCUACCACUUCCUAUGUGUUCACUUUGUGUGGGUCGUGUAUUAGUUGGAAAUCUCAGUUACAACCAAUUGUUGCCUUAUCAACCACUAAAGCUGAGUAUGUUGCAGCUACAGAAGCUUUCAAGGAAGCCAUCUGGUUAAGUCGUCUUGUUGCUGAAAUAGGUUUUCUCAAACAGGAUGUUACUGUGUUUUCUGAUAGCCAGUCUGCUAUCCAGCUUUGCAAAAACCCUGUUUUUCAUGACAGGACCAAACACAUUGAUGUGAGGUUCCAUUUUAUUCGUGAUGUUUUAGAUGCAGGUAAAGUGAAGUUGUGCAAGAUACCCUCAGAGUUCAACCCUGCAGAUAUGGGGACGAAGUGUCUAUCUGCUGAAAAACUUUUGUCUUGUAAACGAAUUUUAAAUUUGGACUGCGGUUAACUCUGUUUGCAGGUUUUGGGUAUGUUGGAGGGUAGAUUCUUGAAAGCGUAGUGCUUGAGAGAAUCUACUCUCACGGUUAGGGAGAGUACUUUGGGUACUUCUCCAAUUUCCUUUUGGGAGUAUUUUGUGUAUCUCCAAUUUGUUUGCCAGUUAUGUCUUUAGGAUAUCACUGGUGACCCAGCGAUGAUGAACCACGUGCUCAUGUUACUUUGUGAUACCAUGCACCACCAAUGAUGGCCAAUAAGGUGGAGAGUGUGGAGGUAUUGGCCCCACGGGCCAAGGCAGCCCUCUCUAUCCUAUUAGGCCUGUUUGCUUACCUCUGCCCUGGCCCAUGUUGUUCUGCCGCUAGCCCUUCUUCUGGAACCCUCCUUUAGGGCUUCCCCUAUGGCCGGGUACUUAAACUCCUCUACGCCUUUGGUUGACGUAGAGGUCUUCGGUUAGAGAGAGAGAGUGAGGUUAAGAGAGAGUGAGAGAGACCCCUGUCUCUUCUCCGUUUCAGUCCCUCUGUGGUAUUCUUUUUGUGCCUCCCCUUUUCUGACCUUUGGCGUGCGUUGAGAUGGCUGGGCUGGUCUGAGUGUUCUUGUCCCUUCCGGUGGUGCUUUUGGUGUGUGUGCUGUAUGAGCGUGGUCUGAGCUGGAGAGGUGAAAACCUGACAGAUAACAAAAGAUAAACCGAAAUUGUUGCUGCUGCUAUCUUCUUUUCUGCUGGGAUUUUCUCCGCUGCUGCCUAAGCCUAUCUCAUGUCUUUGCCGAUUGUUGUGCCUUCCGGCCCAGAGCUGUUGGUCUGAAUUGUUUUCUUUCCUACUGCCGACAAGUGAGCCGUGCCUGCAGCCUAGAGCUGCCUUUUAUUUGAGUUUAUCUUGCAGAUCCGUACGACUUUGGGCUGAACCUUCCAUUUUUUGUUUUUCGUUUUCUUCUUUGAUUGCUCUCAGCCAUGUGCUCUUGCUAGCUUCUCACUGUGUGUGGUUGUCCUUUCUUUCAUUUAUUUUGCUGGCCGACACUCCAAUCUGAUCUCUUCAUUUCUAUUUUCAUUUUUUUGGUUUCUUUUCCUUCUCUUUAUUUUGUUUGUUUUUCUUUUUCUUCACGCAACUUAGCUGCAGUUUUGUUUUUGGUUUCUUUUGAUUAGAGUACUUGAAAGAUGUCUUAUUGAAAUAUAGUAG
Molecule: messenger RNA, 1722 nt
Organism: Cuscuta europaea
Lineage: Eukaryota; Viridiplantae; Streptophyta; Magnoliopsida; Solanales; Convolvulaceae
Source: the annotation of a GenBank genome assembly